This is a messenger RNA of Hevea brasiliensis (rubber tree), 2688 nucleotides long. Its product is annotated as MACPF domain-containing protein At1g14780. Bases 175 to 1947 code for a protein of 590 amino acids. Gene Ontology annotation, biological process: regulation of salicylic acid mediated signaling pathway; plant-type hypersensitive response. The record is from RefSeq and is a predicted model, not a curated record. Lineage: Eukaryota; Viridiplantae; Streptophyta; Magnoliopsida; Malpighiales; Euphorbiaceae. The transcript is spliced from 9 exons. Gene Ontology annotation, cellular component: plasma membrane.
AAAAAUAUACCCUCCUUGACGUGUUCUUUAUUUCACUUUUCUUUCUCUAGCUUUUCUCUAAAUAAGCUAUAACUCUAUAUCUCUGACCCCCCCAAUAUUUUUAUCAUCAACCCGACUAGAUCUGAAAGAAGCUGGAAAGGAAGAGAAGAAAAAAAAAAGACAGGGCUGGCAGGGAUGAACAAUAAUGGAAUAGUAGACAUGGCUCUCAGCUGCCUAGGCAGAGGAUUUGAUUUAACAUCUGAUUUUCGUCUCAAGUACUGUAAAGGCAAACAAAGAUUAGUUCUGCUUAAUGAAGCUGAAAAAAGAGAGCUGUUGGUCCCUUGUUUUGGAGCUGUAAAAGAUGUAUCCAUUGAUAUCAAGUGUGAUAAAGGUGAUCGAGUUCGAUAUCAAUCCGAUAUCCUAGAGUUCCAACAGAUGUCAGAGCAUUUCAACCAGAAAUCAUCGGUGCCUGGAAAAAUCCCAUCAGGGUUGUUUAAUUCCAUGUUUGGAUUUGAAGGAGGUAGUUGGGCAGCUGAUGCAACCAGCACUAAAUAUUUGGGACUUGAUGGCUACUUCAUUGUUCUAUUUGAUGUUCAUAUUGAUCGCUAUCCCCUGACUCUCUCCGACGAAGUCCUCAAUGCAGUGCCAUCCUCUUGGGAUCCCUGCGCCCUUGCCAGAUUCAUUGAAAAAUAUGGAACUCAUAUUAUCGUGGGGUUGAGCAUUGGAGGCCAAGACGUGGUCCUAGUCAGGCAAGAUAGAUCUUCCAACUUGGGUCCAUCUGAGCUCAAGAAACACUUAGAUGACCUUGGAGAUCAAUUAUUUACAGGGACAUGCAAUUUUUCACCUAAAUGUAGAGAGCAGAAGAACAAGGCUCCACAAGCAUUCAAUGUCUUUGAUCCUCAACCUGUUACCUUCAAUAGCUUCUCAUCCAUGAAUACAAAAGAUGGAAUCACUGUGAUAUGCACAAAGAGGGGUGGAGAUCUAUCAGCAAAAAGUCAUUGCGAAUGGCUUCUGACUGUUCCAUCGAAGCCAGAUGCGAUUCAUUAUAAUUUUAUACCUAUAACUUCCCUUCUCAAUGGUGUUCUUGGCAAAGGCUUCUUAUCACACGCUAUCAACCUGUAUCUUCGAUACAAGCCUCCUAUAUCUGAUUUACAAUACUUUCUUGAUUUCCAAUCUCACAAGAUUUGGGCACCAAUUCACAAUGACCUCCCGCUAGGUCCUACCACAAAUAUGGCAGGUCCUUCACCAGCUCUCCACUUCAACUUGAUGGGUCCUAAAUUAUAUGUAAAUACUACUCAGGUUAUGGCAGGAAAAAGGCCUGUAACUGGAAUGAGGUUCUAUCUUGAAGGCAUGAAAGGUAACAGGUUAGCCAUACACCUCCAACAUCUAUCGAAUACUCCAAAAAUGCUAGAAAACAAGAUAGAUGACACUCAGUGGUGGCGAGGAUCAGAAGAAAGUAAUGAUGAUGGAUUCAUUGAAGUUGUUUCUCGGAAAAUGUUCUCCCAUAUAUGCACAGCACCUGUGAAGUACAACCCGAGAUGGAGUAGAAGAAAAGAAGUAGCCUACAUUGUCACAGGAGCUCAACUUCACAUAAAGAAACGCGACUCAAAGAAUGUCCUUCAUCUUCGGUUGCUGUAUUCCAAGGUUUCAGAUUCUUUUGUAGCGCAGUCCAGGUGGGUUCAAGUCUCCUCUGAAUAUUCACAAAAAUCUUCAGGCCUACUCUCUGCCCUGAGCACGUCGAUAUCAGGAAAUGCAGAGAAAAAGAAACCACAGGCAGUGGUUGUGGAUUCUAGUGUGUUCCCAUCAGGACCUCCAGUGCCAGUGCAAACGCAGAAGCUUUUGAAAUUUGUAGACUUGUCACAGCUGUGUAGAGGGCCUCAGGAUAGUCCUGGACAUUGGCUGGUAACUGGGGCUAAGCUGGACUUGGAGAGAGGGAAAAUAUGCUUGCAGGAAAAUUGGUGUUUUUGAAGAACUAAAAAGAAAUUUACUUUUGAGGAAUGAUUUCUGUAGCCAAAGAUGUCAAAAACAAGUUUCAAAGUUGAAGUAUGUAUUGGCCAAAUUGCGCAUAACUUGCCGCAUAAGUUAUGCAGUUCUGCAUAAGGAGAAGAAACUGUCCCAAGCACCUACCGAAAUCUGCAUAAGUUGCCGCAUAACUUAUGCAGAUUCGUGCCUCCCUUAUGCAACCUCACAGAAUUGUGCAUAACCUAUGCAGUCUUGCACCUUGCUCAUGUAGUUUUGCAUAAGAGAGCCAGAAACCAGCCGAAAACUGCAUAAGAGUUAUGUAGUCCCACAAAGACUUCAUUGAUGAGCUGGCAGAAGAUUCCUUCAGAAAAUCACACCUCAAACACACCAUUUUAGGGCUCAUUGUCAGAAAAAAAUUAUAAAUAGAUCCUUAUCCCAUUUUAGAAGAGAAGAGAAAAAGAGGGGAAGAAAAGGAAAAGGAUAGGACAGCAGCUGAAGAGUCAAAAACGUCUCCCACACCAUUUCCAAUAAGAUUUGGAGAUUUCCUUCUUUUCUUGCAUUUUUCCUACCUUUCUAGUAUUGGGUUUCUUAUUUCUUAGCUUAGAUUAAAGCUUUGUUUCAAUAUUAACUCAGAAUAUCUUGUAAAUAUUAUGGAUAGUGAGUAGUUUUCUUUGAUUCUGGAGUAAGGGAUGUAAUAUUUAAGAUAUUUUGUGGAUUUUGAUUGGGUAAUCCAUAUUUUGUGGUCUU